AUGGCAAGUUGCAACCAUACAAGGGUGAAGGAAUUCCUUCUGGUAGGUUUAACUGAAAACCCUAAUUUGCAGAUCCCUCUCUUUUUGCUUUUCACCCUUAUUUAUUCCAUCACUCUCGCAGGGAAUUGGGGAAUGAUUAUCCUGAUCCGGUUAAAUGCCCAACUUCAUACUCCAAUGUACUUUUUCCUUAGCAACCUCUCUUUUUGUGACAUCUGCUAUUCUACUGUCUUUGCUCCAAAGAUGUUGGUCAAUUUCCUAUCGAAACACAAAGCUAGCACAUUUUCUGGUUGUGUUCUACAGUAUUUCUUUUUUGCAGUUUAUGUAACCACAGAAGGUAUCCUUCUAUCUAUGAUGGCUUAUGACCGCUAUGUGGCAAUAUCUAAUCCCUUGUCAUAUACACUCAUAAUGACCCAAAAGGUUUGUAUUCAGAUGGUCCUUGCAUCAUACUUGGGUGGGCUCAUUAACUCGCUGACACACACUAUAGGUUUGCUCAAGCUAGAUUUCUGUGGUCCUAACAUCGUGAAUCAUUAUUUCUGUGACAUUCCCCCACUUCUGAGACUUUCUUGCUCUGAUGCCCAUAACAAUGAAAUGUUACUUUUAAUUUUCUCUGGGGUCAUUGCCAUGUUCACGUUCACUAUCAUCAUGGUCUCUUAUACAUGCAUCAUCUUUGCCAUCCAGAGAAUCCGUUCAACUGAGGGGAGGCACAAGGCCUUCUCCACUUGUGCCUCUCAUCUCACUGCUGUGACCUUAUUCUAUGGGUCUGUAACCUUUAGUUACAUCCAGCCAAGUUCCCAGUAUUCCCUGGAACAGGAGAAAGUCUCUGCUGUGUUUUAUACAUUGGUGAUCCCCAUGCUAAACCCAUUGAUUUAUAGCCUACGAAAUAAAGAUGUAAAAGAUGCAGCAAAAAAGUCAAUGUGGUGGAAGAGAACCCCCACCUGA
Messenger RNA from Hyaena hyaena (striped hyena), 939 nucleotides. Its product is annotated as olfactory receptor 1052-like. The record is from RefSeq and is a predicted model, not a curated record. Gene Ontology annotation, biological process: sensory perception of smell; G protein-coupled receptor signaling pathway. Gene Ontology annotation, cellular component: membrane. The transcript has a single exon. Gene Ontology annotation, molecular function: odorant binding; G protein-coupled receptor activity; olfactory receptor activity. NCBI's taxonomy places the organism in Eukaryota, Metazoa, Chordata, Mammalia, Carnivora, Hyaenidae. Bases 1 to 939 code for a protein of 312 amino acids.